Chara braunii is the source of this 1862-nucleotide messenger RNA. The record is from the annotation of a GenBank genome assembly. Lineage: Eukaryota; Viridiplantae; Streptophyta; Charophyceae; Charales; Characeae.
GUAUAGUUAAUUGAAUGAUGAAAGUGGGGAAGUCAUGAGAUUGACAGAUGGUUGUGUGUUAAAACAUUUUCGUUCCUUAAACAGGUCUCUGAAAAGAGGAUAGAGAUGGCUGACGCCGAUGGAAUCGUGCGUGGUCCUCGCGCCACGCCAGAAGAUAUCAUUAAGGCAUUGGAACAAAGAGAGUUGGCACGACUUCAAGUGUCGAAAGUUAACAUAUUUCAUUUUAACGGGGACAGAGUGUCCGAGUGGCUCGAGCUGCUGGAGCAAGUCACUAGUGAGGCAUCAGAGUCGGAUAAGUUCAAACUGAUGCCUAGAUAUGUCUGGUGGGAGCUCAGACCAGAGGUGAUGAAAGUGGCGGUCGGUGCAAAUGGCGAGUGGGCAAAGUUUAAAGAGGAAAUGCAGCGGCGCUUCAAGUUGGGAGACAACCCAUUAACGAAAGCAGAUUUAGAGAUGCUAGGCCGGAACGAGUUUACCACGGUGGCCUCCACGCCUAGAUCCGGGAUGGCCUCGAGGCCAUCAUCAAGGGCUAGAAGAGCAGCUUUGGCGGCGCGCACGAGGUCGAAAGGGCCACCUAAUUCUAGCCAACCUCCUCAGGAUAACCCGGAACCUAGUGGCGAGAAGGAGGCGAUGGAAGUUCCAGAAGAUGAAGAGGACGAGGAUGAGAAGUUUAGGCGAGAAGAAAAUAAGAAAGUCGACGAACGGACAAAGAAGAGAGGCAGAAGGGCCGGCGCUGACAAGGACCAGAAGGGAAAGAAGAAGAAGUAUACGGUCCGGUUGGAGGAAGGUUUCGACGUGGAGAGUAUGGUCGACAGGCUCCUCGAGGGCCACAAGGAUCUUUUGAACCCGAAGGACAUCCUCGCCUCUGCUCCAAAGCUACGGGACGAACUAAAGGCUCGAUUGUCCAGAAGCCGGUUUGUAUUGACGGUGGACCCAACUGCUCUAGCUGGUUCUCUUAAGAACUUCCCUCCUUCAGAUCCAACUAUCGCCAGGUGGCUAGCAUACAUCUGGAUGUUUGAUUUCGAGUUAGAGCGAAUUCUUGGGAACAAGAAUAGAGCAGAUGGGUUGAGUCGACUCGAUUGGGAUAAGAAUAACCAAGGAGUAAUCGAGGAUACUCCACCAGUCGACGGGUUUCUGGAUAGUGAGGAGGAUGUGAGACUCCAUAUCAAGUCCUGGUCACUGGCCGUGGAUAACUAUAUUACUCCUGGGCGACCUGUAUGGGUUGCACCUCCAGGACAUGUACGACGGCCAGACCUAGUCCUCAAACCUUAUAUUGAAGAAAACUCUUGGGGAAUGCCACGGGUAGAAUGGAUGAUGGAUCUGGCCCUAGCAAACAAGUAUCAACUACAUGAGGACCUGCUCACGAUUGAGAAUGGGGCGCAGCAGGUGGAAAAACACGAGAAAUUGGUAUGCGGGGACCUCGAGACGAAUCUGACCUUUGAGGAAUUGCUUGAUCUAAGGGCACGUCAGAUUGGCGCCAUGGAGGACAGAAUUGAAGAGGCGGCAAGUAGGGUGGCGGACAGUCGUACCAAGGACAAGUUCAGGUGGGAUAAGAUGGCAAGGGUAAGGAAAGAGCCUCUCAAGGUGGGAGAUAUUGGGUUCCUAAACUACUCAUCCUUGGAGAAGCAGUGGUCGCGGAAGUUGGACAAGAGGUGGCGGGGAUCAUACAGGGUCACAAGGAGUGGUGAGCAUGGAGUCUACCAAAUUAAGGAGCUGAAUAGGACGGCUUGGAAAGACUGGGUGUCAGGCUGGAGGUUAAAGAAGUUCGUCGCUCGAGACGAGGUGAGCAUGGAUCUCACCAGUUAGAGUCACCCUUUUGAGUACUUACAUAGGGAUAUUAGUAUAAGUAAAUUUUAUAGGAUGUU